Molecule: messenger RNA, 384 nt
Organism: Penicillium lagena
Lineage: Eukaryota; Fungi; Ascomycota; Eurotiomycetes; Eurotiales; Aspergillaceae
Exons: 2
Coding region: 1-384 (127 amino acids)
Source: RefSeq, a predicted model, not a curated record
AUGGGCCUUCUGCGUUGGCUCCGCCAUGGCCCAAGGUUCGUCAACCGCAAUCCUUCCGACGUCACCUUGACCGGAUGGAUGGGAGACACUACCGAGUUCCCCCGGUGGGCGCGGUCUCUGGAGCGAGCCAGAUCGAGCAUGCUGUUGUUUGCCCCCGGCUGCAUUAGUACCUGCUGUCGGGCACCAAAGUCACGCGGUGGCAAACAGGCCACCCCGCAUUUUAAGCCGCAUUCGCAUCAGAGAGUUGAAACCGAUCUGCUCACCGGGAAAUUAGCAUUGACUUUGGGCUUCUGGCACGGGACCGACUGCCCUGACAUCGAUGAUAACCGUCCUUCCAUGUGCUUGGACAAUUGUACAACCGACGGGAAAGCCACGACCGGAUGA